GAUCUGAAGGAUUUCUAACAUCCCCAGUUUAUGGCCCAGGAGCUGGCAGUGCCUUUUUCAUGUGGGCAGCCACCAGAGCAGGGCGUGACUGUGUUUGUCUGUGUGUCUGUGUGUGUGUGUGUGUGUAUUUCUUCCACCCCCACACACCUACUGGAGCAUCACAGAAAAAGCUACACUAAAAAAUGCCAACAGAUGGUGGGAGGAUGGGCAUCUAAAUGGCUAUAACCUUUCUGGAAAGCAAUUUGAUACCAACUCCAAUUUAUCCGUGAUCUUUGAUCCAUCAAACCCACAGAUAUAUAUAUAGAGAGAGAGGGAGACACAAGGAUUUAUUGAUAAGGGGGUUUACUCAAGACUUAUUAAAACAGUAACAACCACUUAAUGGUCAUCAAUCAGAAAGUCAUUAAAAAUGACUAAAUAGCCAUAUACAGGUUUACUGCAGGGUAUGCCAUAAAAGAGAGUGAUCUCCAACAGCUGAUGUGACACCCACACAUAUGCAGGUAUGUGUAUGUAUAUGUACAAAUACACGGGUACACACAUAUGUACAUAUAAAGAAAAAGAAAUCCACCAAAAUCUUUCCAGGGAUGGUUAUCCAUAUCUCUAGACAGUAGGAUCAUAAGCGUAUUUAAUUUCAUCUGCAUACUUUUCUGUAUUUUUCAAAUUCUGAGCGAUGAUCAUUUUUUCCUUUUGCAACGCAAGUUGUUUCAACUGCAGCAAGACAGAUGACAAGCAGUAGCAGGUGGAGAGGAUUAGCUGAGAGGCUUGUCACACAAAGAAAGGCAUUUUUUCAGGGGAGGAGGGUGGCUUUUUUUGUCCUUCCUCAAAGAAUACAAAAAUUGGAUGAACUUCUACCAGAAUGGCAUAGUAACAAGCAGAAAAAGGAAUGAAUAACAUUACUGCUUAAAUACUGUGACUUCCCUCUUCUCUGCAAUCCCACCAAGUUUUUUCUUUCUUUUGAAGAUUCCUGAGUUGAGGGAGACCUGAGAAUGAGUCCCUGAACUCCAUGGCACACUCAACCUGCAGCAGCGACCGAUCGGACAGCACAGACUGCAGCUCGCAAUCAAACCUGAGCCUCUCUGUGGGUUAUUUCCCCUCGGAGGACACCUUCUCCUACGAAAACACCAUCUCCUGGGAAGACAAGUCUCCCAAGGGUCUUCCAAUCCUUGUCCCUCCGAUCCAAGGGACAUGGAGGACAGAGAGUACAGGCAGACUCCUGAGGAGACAAGACCAGAUUCGGGACGACCCAAAGCAGUUCUGCAAACUCAGCAUCACCCUGGCCUGGGAUGUUGAUGUGGGCUCUAACAAUUCAGGCUCCGUAGCUAGUUGGGACCCAACUGGAAGCAAUCAGUGGAUCAACAAGUAUCUUGAAGAGAACAGACAACUGACUCUCAGUAAACUGGACAGUCUUGUACAAAAGCUUGAGACAUUUCUAGAAAAUCAGAAAGAUGACGAAGAUGAUGACUCUGCAUUCCCUGGAUCUGCCCAGGAGGAAGAUUCCCAGUUGUUUGGCAGCCCCCCUCUAGAUAUAGCUCAGGUCAGUCAUCAAGAACAUGAUACUUGUCAGCACUUGUCCCACGCCUGCCAGCAUGAAGGCAUCAUCCAGUUUCCACAGAUUCCACCAAGACUUCGGGAACAUGAACUUGCUGAGAUGAUAAGCCAGACAACUGCCAGCCAAAUGACAAGCACUACAGAGACCUCCUCAGUCUCAUCAGGUCAGCCGGAGAAGGAGGACACUCAUUCCAGGACACGGGCCCUCUCCUGUGUGAACUUCAGGUGGGUCUUCCGCUGGCUAAGGCAGCAAGUCCUCUCCUCACUUCUCAGGAGACCACACCGCAAGAAGGCCACUGAGAGCCCUCAUAAGUUGGCACGAAAAAAAAGACUCUCUCACAGAAGCAAGAGAAUCCAACCUCAAGAUUCCCUCGAAUUAGGACACCCUCUAUCGCCAGAUUUUUUAACCUUUUGAUAGCCCCCAUUCUACAAUCCCCAUGAGUUAAUUGUUUUCUAAUAAAUAUAACACAUACUCUUAUAUAGUCAUGUCUUCCUCUUCCAGCCCACCAUC
Molecule: messenger RNA, 2056 nt
Organism: Lutra lutra (Eurasian river otter)
Lineage: Eukaryota; Metazoa; Chordata; Mammalia; Carnivora; Mustelidae
Gene: C8H12orf71
Product: chromosome 8 C12orf71 homolog
Exons: 2
Coding region: 1001-1960 (319 amino acids)
Source: RefSeq, a predicted model, not a curated record